Molecule: messenger RNA, 2015 nt
Organism: Polychytrium aggregatum
Lineage: Eukaryota; Fungi; Chytridiomycota; Chytridiomycetes; Polychytriales
Product: major facilitator superfamily domain-containing protein
Exons: 5
Coding region: 68-1726 (552 amino acids)
Biological process (GO): transmembrane transport
Cellular component (GO): membrane
Molecular function (GO): transmembrane transporter activity
Source: RefSeq, a predicted model, not a curated record
UAGCCACUCCCCCCCCGCUCGCUCUCCUCCCGCCGCUUCCCCGCCCGCCCCCCUAGUUUGCCCAACUAUGACAAUAACAAAAGUCGCCAUCACUGAUGUGGACAACACGACCGAGGUCGUGAAAGUAGCCGACCUCGACGAAACGACUGUCGAGCAGCCCAAUGUGCCCGUGAGCAGAUUGGUGUUCAUUGGCAUCAUGGUCUCCCUUUCGCUGCUCAUCUUUGCCGCCUCGAUGGUUGGCACCAUCGUCGCCACGGCCCUGCCAUCCAUCGCCCACGAGCUCGGCGACCUCAAGGACUACUCCUGGGUCGCCACGGCCUAUCUCCUGACCUCAACUGCCAUCCAGCCCCUCAGUGGCGUCAUGAGUGACAUCUUUGGGCGCAAGAUGGUGGUGGUCUUUUCGGCCUCCGCCUUUCUGCUCGGCAACAUCCUCUCUGCCGUCAGCACCAGCAUGAUCAUGCUCAUUGUCUCCCGCGCCGUCAUGGGCAUCGGGGGUGGCAUCAUCUUCUCCAUCGUCUAUGUUGUCAUUGGUGACAUUGUGGUGCCCCGGAAGCGCGGCGCCUACCAGGGCAUCCUCGGCGGCGUCUUUUCGAUCGCCACCGUCAUGGGUCCCAUCAUUGGCGGACUCUUUAUCGACAGCUCCGCCGGCUGGAGAUGGUGCUUCUAUGUCAUCAUCCCCAUCGCCGCCAUCUCCCUCAUCUCGACCAUCUUUCUCAUGAAGUUCCCAAAGCCCACGGGCUCUCUCAAGGACAAGCUCGUUCUGCUGGACAUCUGGGGAACGCUGACGAUCUGCGUCAGUGUUGUGCUGAUUCUACUUGCCCUCACCUGGGGCGGCGUAACCUAUGCCUGGAACUCGGCCACGAUCAUUGUUCUGUUCGUCGUCGGCGGCCUCAUGAUGGGUGUCUUUGUCCUGGUUGAAGCCAAGAUCCCACGCAUACCCAUCAUUCCCCUCGACCUGUUCCAGUAUCUCAACCUCAAUGCCGGAAACAUCGUCGUCUUCUCGUAUGGCUUCCAGAUGUUCGGCUUCAUCUUCUUUGUUCCUCUCUACUUCCAGGCCAUCCACGGCAAAACCGCCGUCCAAGCCGGCCUCGCACUCGUCCCCUUCGUGCUGGCAGUGUCCAUCUCAUCGAUCAUCGCCGGCCUGGUCACAUCCCGCUUCGGCACCACUCGGGGUCUGAUCAUUCCCAGUACGGCGCUGUUGUCGAUUUCGGUCGGUCUCCUGAUCCUCCUCGACGAGAACUCCAGCUGGGCUGUCGAGGCCACGAUCCUUGCCCUGAUCGGUUUUGCCAUGGGCCUCGGUCUGCAGACCGUCACUGCUGCCGUCCAGGGCUCCGUCCCCGUCGAGCGUCUGGCCUCGGCCACAUCGAGCAACACAUUCUUCCGAACCUUUGGCGGUGUCUUUGGCGUUGCUCUCUUCCAGACCGUGCUGCUGACUCGCUUCCAGGCCUCGCUGGUCACUCGCCUGGGUCCCCGGGUUGUCCAGUCCGUCGCCAUCUCGUUCGACCCCAAUGACCUCAACACUCUGCCCGCACCCAUCCGCGCAGUUGUUGUUUCUGCGUUGGUCGAUGGAUUCCACACAGUGUGGAUCGUUGCCGCAAGCGUCGCUGGCGCUGGUUUCCUGGCGUCGCUGCUGAUGCGAUCCGUCGAUUGGAGCAAGAGCCAGUCGCAUGUCAAGGGUGCCCAACGAUCCCCGUCGCUGAACAACAAGGUUGAUGACAACGCCUAAAGCACAUCAACAGCAAGAAAAGAAAGAAAGAAAGAGAAUAUGCAGGAAGCUUUGUGUAAGAGUUGCCGAUGAUCGCCAUCGAGUCCUUGUUCCCUCGAUUGUUCUACCUCUUGGAGGGGUAAUUUACUCUCGGAGCAAAUCGUCGCUCCGCCCCGCCUCAUUUUCCUCGCCCAGUUCGAGCACCCAACGCUUCUCAAGCAAGCAUAGUCCACACAUCUAUCCUAAAGCCGUCAUUUGUGUAAUCCAAACACAAAAAAAUCCAUUCGGCUCUCCUUUCCUCUACUCGAUU